AUGACCGAGGGCCUGCAGGUGCCCUUGGCACCCGAGGAUGGCCUUGCAGCAUUGAAGAGCCGCGUGGCGGGCGCCUUCAACCUCUCAGCACCGUUUGACCUCAUGGGUCCUGAGGGACGCUUGAAGACCGACGAGGACGCAGCUCAAGCAGCCAUGAAGGAGGGCGAGCUGUGUGUGAGCACCAGCGAGGAGGCCCUGCUGGACCUGGAGCGUGCACGGGAAGAAUCGGGUGUCCUCCGCUGGGCCUUGUUGCGGCAGAUCCUCGGGGAGCUUCGAACCCAGCACGCCGAGACGGCGCACAAGCAAGCGGAGGGGAAGCACCAGGCAGUGCUACUGGAACAGCAGCUUUCACGUGAGAGGAGCAUGAGAGAGGCGGUGCAGGGUGCCUUGAAGAACGAAUUGGUUGAGCUGAAAGAUGCCAUGGCCUUGGAAGUCCACAAGCUCCGCCAGGAGUCCCAGAAGGGCUUGGAGGAGACUGCAAGAUUGGACUGA
This is a messenger RNA of Durusdinium trenchii, 492 nucleotides long. The record is from the annotation of a GenBank genome assembly. NCBI's taxonomy places the organism in Eukaryota, Dinophyceae, Suessiales, Symbiodiniaceae.